Spinacia oleracea (spinach) is the source of this 888-nucleotide messenger RNA. RefSeq names its product germin-like protein. Gene Ontology annotation, molecular function: manganese ion binding. Lineage: Eukaryota; Viridiplantae; Streptophyta; Magnoliopsida; Caryophyllales; Amaranthaceae. The record is from RefSeq and is a predicted model, not a curated record. The transcript is spliced from 2 exons. Bases 54 to 737 code for a protein of 227 amino acids.
GAUCAUUCAAAAUUAAAUCUCCAUUAUCCAACAAGAAAGCCAUAGGAAAAACAAUGGGAGCUUGUAAAAUUUUCAUGUAUGUUGCUCUUUUAGCUAUCACUAGCUAUGUCGCCUUGGGUACGGAUCCGAAUCAACUGCAAGAUUUUUGUGUUGGAGUGAAUGAACCUCUUGAAGGAUUGUUUGUGAAUGGAGUGUUCUGUAAAGAUCCAAUGAGGGUUAGUCCAGAUGAUUUCGUGUUCAAAGGACUAAAUCCAGGAGACACAGACAACAAGCUAGGGUUCGCGGCAACAGUAGUACAAGCAACGAAUUUAGGAGGACUAAACACACUUGGAAUAUCAUUAGCUAGGCUUGAUUUUGCACCAUAUGGUCUUAACCCACCCCAUACUCACCCUCGUGCUACAGAGAUAUUUACGGUGUUGGAAGGAACCUUUUAUGUAGGAUUUGUUACCUCAAAUCCACCUCAAGGACCAAAUAAGCUCUUCACAAAGUUACUUAACAAAGGAGACGUAUUUGUUUUCCCUCAAGGUCUCAUUCAUUUUCAGUUCAAUGUUGGUCACACCCCUGGUUUUGGUAUUUCAGGUUUAAGUAGCCAGAACCCUGGACUUAUUACAAUAGCUAAUGCUGUCUUUGGGUCUGAUCCACCUAUUUCUGUUGAUGUUCUUGCUAAGGGUUUCCAGAUUCAAGAUAAUUUGGUCAAGUAUCUUCAGGAUCAGUUCGGUUCGCCCAAUAACUACUAAAACCAAAUUAACAAAAUGGUUUCAUAAAAUAAAGAUUAUAUGUACGUGUGUGUUCUAUAAUCAUUUCAGUUUCUUGUGUUUUUAAGUUUUAAAGUUGGUAAAACCCUUGUAAUAUUAUGGAAAAUAAUACAAUGUCGAAAGUUUCCUAUUA